AUGGCUGACGUAGAAGACAAGCCGUCACGAAAAUCGGUCUCGUUCGCGGACGCACACGCAGUCGUCGACGAGGAUGGCAACGUCAAGGAAGGCAAGUCCAGUGGCGACGGCACCACGGCCGAAUCCCACUCUGCGGGCACCGAUCCUGCCGUCGAAGAGGUCACAGACAUGUUCGCAAGCCUGGCGAAGAAGAAGAAGAAGCCCAAGAAGGACAAGGCAGGCGAUGACGACGCCGAUGCCGCCGCCGCCGCCGCACCGGCGGGCGAAGACGGCGAGCUGGACUUAAGCUCGCUCAAGAAGAAAAAGAAGAAGAAGAGCAAGGUUGACGAGCUGGAGAAGGAGCUUGCUGGAGACGAUGAGGGCGCCUCCGCCGAGAAGUCCAAGAGCGAGCCGAUGCCCGAAGGCGACCCGGUCGCUGGCACUGGUAUCUACCAGCAUAACAGCACGGCCGACAUUCCCUACAACAUGCUGCUCAGCCGAUUCUUCACGUUCCUGUCGGAGAGGCAUCCCGACCUCGUGGGCGGCGUGGCCAAGUCGUUCAAGAUCCCGCCACCGCAGUGUCUGCGUGAAGGAAACAAGAAGACGCUGCUGGCCAAUCUUCCCGACAUCUGCAAGAGGCUCAAGCGAUCCCCAGAACACAUCACCGCCUUCUUGUUCGCCGAGUUGGGUACCAGCGGCUCCACGGACGCCAACGGCCGCCUGAUCAUCCGUGGUCGAUUCCAGAGCAAGCAGAUCGAGAACGUGCUGCGAAGAUACAUCAUGGACUACGUCAUUUGCAAGACGUGCAAGUCUGCAGACACGGAGCUGAGCCGCGGUGAAAACCGUCUUUCUUUCAUCACUUGCAACAGCUGUGCUUCCAGACGAUCCGUUGCCGCCAUCAAAAGUGGAUUCUCAGCACAAAUUGGCAAGAGAAAGCGUCAAGUCUCAAACUCUGCGCAUGAGGGUGUCUUACGUCGUCCUGGCGGAGUCGAGGUUGAGCCGCCAGGCUGCAAGAUGACGGUCAUCAGCCACAAAGACAAAGUAGAAGAUGUAAAUACAGGGGAUGGUCCGCUUCUUCAAAUGGCCAACACCAAGAUUCCAUGUUUCCAGCAGCAGCCAGGUGCACGAGUUGCUUUCACGUGGGUGACGAAGCUAAUGCAAGCGCCCAAAAAUAACCGCCCAGGCAGCAUCAGGGUUCCGCAAGGCUGGCGAAUCAUCACGCCAGAGACGCUGGACAAGGAACCGCGCACCGCAAAGUACAAGAGCAAGCACAUUUCAUCCACCAUGGCGCGCACACUCGCCUCCGUGUCCUACUUCUCCUCUCCCUCUCUUGACUGCCACCGCUCUCUCCUUGCGCUUCUUGCCAAGGCUUCUCGUGUAAAAUUCCCGCUUCGCGCCUAG
This is a messenger RNA of Verruconis gallopava, 1380 nucleotides long. RefSeq lists its product as uncharacterized. Gene Ontology annotation, cellular component: eukaryotic translation initiation factor 2 complex. Bases 1 to 1380 code for a protein of 459 amino acids. The record is from RefSeq and is a predicted model, not a curated record. Gene Ontology annotation, molecular function: translation initiation factor activity; translation initiation factor binding; mRNA binding. The transcript has 5 exons. Lineage: Eukaryota; Fungi; Ascomycota; Dothideomycetes; Venturiales; Sympoventuriaceae. Gene Ontology annotation, biological process: translational initiation; formation of cytoplasmic translation initiation complex; formation of translation preinitiation complex.